GUUUGUUGCCACUGCCCGUUCAGCUGAAUGGUGGGAAUUUACGUGGCUGAGUUCGAUCACUAGGGCAGCAGGGGGUGGCAGCAGGGGGUGGCAUAAGAACCAGGUGAUGGCCCAAACCAGGCCUGGGUCCUCGCUGAUGCCAUAGUAGACUGUGGUCAUCAUGUCCAUCAUAGUCAACCUCUUUCUGGGGCUCGCUGGCCUCUAUCUUCUGCAAUGGGCGCUUGGGGAUCGAAAGAAACAGGCACCUCUCCCACCGGGGCCGGCCUCAAAACCUAUCAUCGGGAAUCUGUUGGACCUACCGCCGCCAGGCACCCUAGACUGGUUGCAUUGGCUCAAGCAUAAGGAACUUUAUGGCCCGAUUAGCUCUGUCACGAUCUUCGGACAGACACUUAUCAUCAUCAACGAAUCUCAGGUCGCGGUCGAUCUCAUGGAAAAACGGUCGGGAUUGCAUUCCUCUAGACCUCAUCUGCCUAUUGCAGAAAUAACCGAUUGGCAGGAUACACUGGGGUUGCUCCCAUACUCGAACCGGUUUCGAGCGUAUCGGAAAGCUUUGCAUCAGGAGAUGGGCACCGUUACUGCAAUUUCAAAAUAUCACAGGGUUGUUGAUAUGGAAACCCAUCGACUGCUAUUCCGGGUACUUCAAAACCCAGACGACCUGAUUCAGCAUAUCAGGAAGGAAGCAGGUUCGAUCAUCCUGAGGAUUGGAUACGGUUAUAUCAUCGAACCAGAUGCGCGUGACCCUCUGAUUGACCUGGUGGACAAGGCGAUGGAAGACUUUUCGCAGCUGGUCCUUCCCGGGGCUUGGUUGGUGAAUUUUAUCCCAAUGUUGAAAUACCUCCCGAGCUGGUUCCCUGGUGGAGGCUUUCAUGAAACCGCAAAAGCGUACAAGAAUAGGGUAACAGCGAUGAAGGAUUUGCCCUACGCGUUUGUUCAACAACAAAUGAAGCAGCACCGCAAUAUACCCAGCUACGUGUCAAGGCUUCAUGAACAAGGCCACGUGGAACUGGGCUCGGAAGAGGAAAUAGUGGCCAAGUGGUCUGCUCAAUCACUUUAUGGGGGAGGCGCGGAGACAUCCGUCUCUUCGCUAGCGUGCUUCUUUCUCGCCAUGACGCUCUAUCCAGAUGUCCAGAAGAAGGCCCAGGCGGAAAUUGACCAUGUGGUGGGCACUGGCCGUCUACCCGGCUUCUCUGACCGUGACAACCUCCCUUAUAUCAAUGCUGUCGUGAAGGAGGUUCUCCGAUGGCACCCGGUGACCCCGUUGGGGGUCUCACACGCAUCCAGUGAGGAUGAUAUGUUCCAGGGCUAUCUGAUACCCAAGGGCGCAAUCUUGGUUCCAAAUAUCUGGGCAUUUGCUCAUGAUCCUAAUCGAUAUCAUGAUCCCAUCGAGUUCAAGCCGGAGCGCUUCCUAGGGGAAGAUGGUCGAACGCCCGAAUAUGAUCCACACUUGCUCUCAUUUGGUUUUGGGCGCCGGAUUUGCCCAGGACACCACCUGGCUUCAGCGAAUCUCUACCUGGCUAUUGCACGAGUGUUGGCGGCGUUCACCAUGAGCAACGCGAUCAGAGAUGGGAAAGAGGUCCCGGUCCAGGCAGAAUUCUUGACGGGGGUCAUCAGUCACCCGGCCCCAUUCGAGCUCAGCAUUCAGGUCCGCAGCCCCGAACACGAGGCUCUCAUUCGAGCGGUUGAGAAGAUCUUUCCGUGGGAGAAGAGCCACGCCGAGGAACUUGCACAUUCAACCGCCUGAAUUGUGUUAAGAGAGGAUUAGAACGCGUCCCAUGCGGAGGAGUACGUCUGGUUAGGAUUAUAUGUAUACUUUCUCAUAGCUGUAGACAAGCCAAGACAGAGUAUCCAAGCACCCUUCGCGAUUCCUCGCGUGCUCGGUGUGAUUCUGACCACUCUAUACAUCGCAUACUCCAUCUAAAGUGUACACUAGUUACUCCACCCUUGGUGCAAUCUUGGAAGAGAAAUGACAGGCUUUCAUGAUGUCAUUCUACAGCCUUU
Messenger RNA from Aspergillus alliaceus, 1998 nucleotides. RefSeq names its product cytochrome P450. Lineage: Eukaryota; Fungi; Ascomycota; Eurotiomycetes; Eurotiales; Aspergillaceae. The record is from RefSeq and is a predicted model, not a curated record. The transcript is spliced from 7 exons. Gene Ontology annotation, molecular function: oxidoreductase activity, acting on paired donors, with incorporation or reduction of molecular oxygen; heme binding; iron ion binding. The coding region runs from base 161 to 1741 and encodes 526 amino acids.